This is a messenger RNA of Monosiga brevicollis MX1, 615 nucleotides long. RefSeq lists its product as uncharacterized. Gene Ontology annotation, cellular component: nucleus. The annotation marks the transcript as partial. The record is from RefSeq and is a predicted model, not a curated record. Gene Ontology annotation, molecular function: protein serine/threonine kinase activity; ATP binding. Gene Ontology annotation, biological process: mitotic DNA damage checkpoint signaling; protein phosphorylation. The transcript has a single exon. NCBI's taxonomy places the organism in Eukaryota, Choanoflagellata, Craspedida, Salpingoecidae.
CAAGACCGCUACGAGGUCAAGCAAGCACUGGGCAAGGGCGCCUAUGCGCAGGUGUACCGCGCCACCGACCGUGUGAGCAGCCAGGACGUGGCCAUCAAGGUCAUUCACCGCAGCCCCAAGAACUUUGCCCGCGAUGCCGAGGUGCAGAACCUCCAGACCGUCCACAGCCAGCCCCCAGCCGCCCAUGUCGUCCCAAUCUUGGACCACUUUUUCGACCACAACAGUGUCUGCAUUGUGAUGCCCCUGCUCCGCGGUGGUGACCUCUACUCCCGCGUCGAGCCCAACGGCCCCGGCUUGUCCAAGUCCCAAGCCCGCCGCUGGAUUCGUCAGCUCGCUGAAGCCAUUCGCUCCGUGCACCAGGUUGGCCUCGUUCACGCUGAUAUCAAGCCCGAGAACUGCCUGAUCGACUCGGACGACAACCUCUUCCUGGCCGAUUUUGGCCUCGCCGUCCCCGAGAACCACCGCCACAUGAACGCCGUUCCCGGUACUGAAGCCUACAUGGCCCCAGAGAUGCUCUUGCACAACCGCUCGGGCGUGGUCAUGACUCAGGCAGCCGACGUCUUCGCUCUCGGCAUCACUUGGUAUGCGGCUCUCUUUGCCGACCUGCCCUGGGAU